CUAUCAGCGUCCAUCUGCGCAAAAGAAUGUUUACAUGGAGGGUAUGAAACAACAAGACUUGCCAUGCGUUUGUGAAACUUAAAAUACCAAAAAGAGGCUGAGGGUUUGAAAAUGAAAAUACAAAGCAAAAAAAACACAUGGUGUCUAUAGUGUACAUCUUUUAAUCACUCGACCGUGAUGUAGUGUUCUUUGAGCUGUGUGAGAGUAUUGAGGGAAGCCUGUCUCUUUAAGAGCCAGUCCUUAGGCAGGUUGGCUUGUUGAGUGGGGAGGUGGAACCUUGUCUGCUUCUAAACAAGCAUUUCUAUCAACAAAACGUGUCUCACUUGCGGCUGAUCUCGUAGGGUGUGCAUAUAUAUACGAGACUGAAUAGUGAAGUUGUGCUUUAUUUUAUUUUUUUCAUGACUUCCUCAAGGUGUAUGUAUGAUAUGUGAGUCCUGUUUCAUCAGCACCUGAGGUUUGCAACACUCUGCUGGAGGGGCCACCAACAGCUCAGGUGUGGAACAUCUAUUUGCGAAUUGCCCUGCACCAUGAAACUCACUGUAGUUCUUCUGCUCUCUGUCUGCUGUGUGCUAUUUAAACACAACUGUGAAGCUCAAGUUUCAUUUUCCUCGGUAGAAACAUCUCCAACGCCCUCAGCCAGUAACUGCACAUGUGAACUUGGCCACGGAAAAUGUGCUGAAAACGGUGACUGCAGGUGUGAUCCAGGGUGGGGUGGGCCGCGAUGUGAAGACUGUGUGCGGAUGCCCGGAUGUGUCCAUGGCACCUGCCAUCAGCCCUGGCAGUGCACCUGCAUGGACGGGUGGGCGGGGCGAUUCUGCGACAAAGAUAUUUAUGUGUGCUCUAGAGAGGAGCCGUGUCAGAACGGGGCUACUUGCGUCUUGAAUGAUUCGGGGGAUUAUAGCUGCUUAUGUCCUGAAGGCUUUCAUGGGCGGGACUGUGAACUAAAAACCGGGCCUUGCCAAAAGACCAAGUCUCCCUGCAAGAAUGGCGGUCUAUGUGAGGAUCUGGGUGGUUACGCUCCAGAAUUGUCUUGUCGAUGCCUGGCUGGCUUCACGGGGCCCCGCUGCGAGACCAACAUGGAUGACUGCCUGAUGCGCCCCUGUGCCAAUGGCGCCACCUGUUUGGAUGGCGUGAACCGUUUUUCCUGCCUGUGCCCUGUGGGUUUCACCGGCCGUUUCUGCACCAUCAACCUGGAUGACUGCGCCAGCCAGCCCUGCCUCAACGGAGGACGCUGCAUAGAUCGAGUCUCGACGUUCCAGUGCGUCUGCCCUCCAGGUUACACCGGAAGAACUUGUGAGAUUCCCGCCUGGGAGUCGGGAUCUCAAGCAGUGUCUCCGUUCAGGGGCGAAGGAGACAGAGUUACUCAGAGCAAGUCUGCUCCGGGCAAUCACUCCCAUUGGACCACUCCUAAUGGGGAUGAGAGACGUUCAUUCAAAAUUUCAGUGGUGACUCAGCAUGGGGCGGAAGGGCUGUCAGAGUUGCAGCUCAUCAUCCUGCUGGUGUUGGGGGGCAUGACUUUGGCCGUGGUGGCAGUAACAGCUGGUCUGGUGCUGCGUGGACAUUGCCAGGACCGAUCGGCUCGCUGCCAGUGUAGACCAGCCCCCACUCACCAUCGCCCAUUCCACCGAUGUCGGACGCAGCGGCAGCACUCUGUGCCUGCGCAACAGGAAUGCAAGAUCAGUUUCCUCCAGUCUCCGGCUCCAGCCGAGCUUGAGAAGAAGAGGCUGAACACUGACAUCAUUUAGCCAUAGAGAUCGUGCAGCUGCUCUUGUUGAAGUAAACGGCCACUUCUGACCACUCAAAGGUACUGAAUGCAGGUGGUCAUUAUCCAGAGUGAUUACACGGAAAUAAAGAACCAAUUAGUAGUUUUAUUUUAAUAAUCAAUGCCACAAGUGGGGCAUGUACUGCUGAGGGAACAUUAGGUCAGUUAGAGUCAACAUGAAAUCAAUUAUGCUCAAACAUGUCUUGGAACAUUAUUCCGAAGAUAAGAAAUGUUUGUUUAUGUAAUAUUUUGUCAAAAAUUUAACAACAUGUUCUGCCUCUGAAAAACGUUUUGGCUGAUCUCACCAAGCACUAUUUUUGAUGGAACCAAGAGGUGACUUAGUGCCUUUCUUAGUCCAUUUCUUCCCCCAAAAUGAUCUUUUCUCUGAAUUUUUUUUUUUUUUUUUUUUUACACAGAAAAAAAUUGGUAACAUUUUACAUUAAGGUCAGUUAACAUGAAAACUCUUUUAUUUAAUUAAAACAAGCAUUUAUUAUUUAAAAGCAUUUAUUAAUCUUAACAUACAUUCCAACAUUUACUAAUACAUUAUUAAAAUAAAAAGUUGUAUGUGUUGAUAUUAUUUGGGGUAAUACUUUAUUUUAAGGUGACGUAGUUACACAUUACUACAUGUACUUACUAUAGUAAUAACAGUAAAUUAUGCAUAGUUACAAGUAACUAACACUAAACCAAGCCCUAACCCUAACUGUAACUUUACAGUAAGUACAUGUAGUUCAUUACUCAGUACUUAUUUGAGUAAGUACAAUGUGACUACAAUGUCUCCUUAAAAUAAAGUAAUCUUAUUUGGUAACUUACAAUA
Molecule: messenger RNA, 2576 nt
Organism: Megalobrama amblycephala (Wuchang bream)
Lineage: Eukaryota; Metazoa; Chordata; Actinopteri; Cypriniformes; Xenocyprididae
Gene: dlk2
Product: delta-like 2 homolog (Drosophila)
Exons: 6
Coding region: 528-1745 (405 amino acids)
Molecular function (GO): Notch binding; calcium ion binding
Source: RefSeq, a predicted model, not a curated record